Messenger RNA from Phyllopteryx taeniolatus (common seadragon), 1932 nucleotides. Its product is annotated as protein lifeguard 3-like. Gene Ontology annotation, cellular component: Golgi apparatus; membrane; endoplasmic reticulum. The record is from RefSeq and is a predicted model, not a curated record. Gene Ontology annotation, biological process: negative regulation of apoptotic signaling pathway. NCBI's taxonomy places the organism in Eukaryota, Metazoa, Chordata, Actinopteri, Syngnathiformes, Syngnathidae. The transcript has 13 exons. The coding region runs from base 416 to 1369 and encodes 317 amino acids.
CGGCCAGUGUACAGGCAUUCAUGUGACUCGAAGUUAAACAAGCAUUGCCUACCAGCAUAUUAACACUUAAGUGAACGCUCUGCACUGAAAUUGACAGUAUUUGUUGAAUACUUACAGCUUUGCUCUGAAUACAGGAAGUCCUCGAGUUACGACGCACUCGACCUACGACGUUUCGACUUUACGACGCCCGCGCCUCGUUCACCAUUUUGUCCCAGCACCAUAGUGUUUCUGCUUAGCUAGUGCAUAGUGCUUGUCUGUGUUUGUGCGGCGGGAGUAUCUUUGCAUUUUUCGCCCGCCUUUUUUCACACUCUCAGCAGUACUGGGUCUUGUAGGCCGUGGCACAGAGGAUGAAAACCUCAUUGGGGAAGCUAGGGGCAGCAGAUGUGACUAAAAAGCUGGUGUUUAAGGUCCAACCAUGACAUCUAAAUUAGAUAAUCCUCCACCCUAUGAAGACGCACUGCAACAUCCCAAGUACGAGCCCUACCACCUGCAGCAUGGUUCAGCUGACCCGCUGCCUCCAUCCUACAGUCCUGGCCCUGACAUGUACGCCGGCCCUCCUGGCUACUGGAGCCAGGCCGGCAUGCGGGCAGCGCCUGGCCUCUCUCCAUCUGGGAUGCCCACCACAAUACCCACUCUGUCCGCCGGGGUGUCCGCAAUCAACCCAAGAGAAAUGGAGGGUUUUCUGAGCUCGCAGUGGGAGAGUACAUCUGUUCGACAUGCUUUCAUCAGAAAGGUGUACUUAAUUUUAGCAGCUCAGCUCACUGUUACCUUUUCGGUUGUGGCAAUCUUUACAUUUGUAGAUCCUGUGAAGAUGUUUGUCAUCAGGUAUCCUGGAAUCUACUGGGCAUCCCUGGUGGUUUACUUCAUGGUUUACUGCAUUCUCAUCUGCUGUAAAGAGCCAAGGAGGCGCUUUCCAUGGAAUCUAGUGUUGCUGGGAGUAUUUACUGUUGCCCUGUCUUACAUGUCUGGAACAAUCUCAAGCUAUUACGAAACAAAAGCAGUCUUUCUUGCCAUGGGAAUAACAGCCUUAGUUUGUGUAACUGCCACAGUCUUCUGCUUUCAAACCAAGGUUGACUUCACUUCCUGUGGGGGAUUUCUCUGUAUUGCUGCCAUUCUGCUCCUCAUCAUCGGGACUGUGACAGCUAUCGUGCUCUCCUUCCACUACGUGCCUUGGCUUCAUAUGCUCUAUGCUGCCAUUGGAGCCAUCGUUUACACCUUGUUUUUAGUAUACAACACGCAGCUUCUCAUCGGAAACCGGGAGUUGGCGAUAAGCCCAGAAGAGUACGUUUACGGAGCAUUGUCUCUCUACAUUGACAUUGUUCACAUUUUCCUCUUCAUCCUCCAAAUUAGUGGUUCUGCUGCUGAAUAAGCUCUGGAAAGAGCUCAACACGCCCCCCUGGAGUUUGGACUGACAUUAUAUUGUAAAGAAUAGCUUAACUAUUGUAAAGAAUGUUCCAUUGGUAGGAGUAAAUGUUUUGUUGUCCUCCCUGUUUUGCCGCCAACACUUGUGCACUUUAGGUAAUUGCUUUUCUAUAUGAAGUGAGACAGCUGACACUUGUUGUAGAAACCAAAAACUUCCAUAUGUUUGCUGGUAUUUCUUCCCUAAUUUAUUAUGAGAAAAAUCAUAGGAGAACCAAAUGAAUACAAAGAGUCAGCUUUAUGGUGUGAAAAAUAUUUUUAUGAGCCAUGAUUUGAUCUUUUCAUUUGAUUAAAAAAAACACUCACCUAGUUACAGACAUACUGUAGGAGACCACGAUGGUUAGUUGGAGGUAGUUAGAACUUGAGACAGGUAGUCAUAGUAUCCUCUUAAGAGAUGCUGACAAGUUGACUAGUGCAACUUUCCAACCUAACUUGAAUGCAGACCUCCUCCCUUUCAACUGUUAUUUGUUGUUAGACAUCUGUUCACAACAAUCAAUAAAGUUCCCUACUGUU